Macadamia integrifolia is the source of this 1427-nucleotide messenger RNA. RefSeq names its product serine/threonine-protein kinase EDR1-like. Bases 34 to 831 code for a protein of 265 amino acids. The record is from RefSeq and is a predicted model, not a curated record. The transcript is spliced from 9 exons. Gene Ontology annotation, biological process: protein phosphorylation. Gene Ontology annotation, molecular function: protein kinase activity; ATP binding. Lineage: Eukaryota; Viridiplantae; Streptophyta; Magnoliopsida; Proteales; Proteaceae.
UAAUGCUUUAUUUUAUGAUACAUCUAUAUCUUGAUGUACUUUCCUGUAACUUCUCAUCUUCCAGGUUCAUAUGGGGAGGUGUAUCAUGCAGACUGGCAUGGCACUGAAGUUGCUGUGAAAAAGUUCUUGGACCAAGAUUUAUCUGGUGAUGCAUUGGCGCAAUUCAGAUGUGAAGUUAGGAUCAUGCUAAGGCUGCGGCAUCCAAAUGUUGUUCUUUUUAUGGGGGCAGUUACUCGGCCUCCCAAUUUGUCAAUACUGACAGAGUUUCUUCCCAGGGGGAGUUUAUAUAGGUUAUUGCAUCGGCCUAAUGUUCAACUUGAUGAAAAGCGACGAUUGCGAAUGGCUCUGGAUGUGGCAAAGGGAAUGAAUUACUUGCACACUAGCCAUCCUACUAUUGUACAUCGUGAUUUGAAGUCCCCUAAUCUUCUUGUAGAUAAAAACUGGGUUGUAAAGGUCUGUGAUUUUGGUUUGUCACGUUUGCAACACCACACAUUUUUGUCUUCAAAAUCUACUGCUGGAACGCCAGAAUGGAUGGCACCGGAAGUUCUCAGAAAUGAACCAUCCAAUGAGAAGUGUGAUGUUUAUAGUUUCGGUGUGAUCUUGUGGGAGUUGGCUACUUUACGUAUGCCAUGGAGUGGGAUGAAUCCAAUGCAGGUAGUCGGAGCCGUUGGGUUCCAAAAUAGACGCCUUGAUAUACCUGAAGAGGUUGAUCCAACUGUGGGGCAAAUCAUUAGUGAUUGUUGGCAGAGUGAGCCGAACCUGCGACCCUCUUUUGCUCAGCUUAUGUCCCGUCUCAAGUGUCUUCAGCACCUAGUAGUCGAAAAUUCAUAGGCAUGGAACUCAAAUUAAAGCGCAAGCUACAGGAGUAGCAUUAUUGCAUUCUAGGACAACUUUUGCCGAGGCUCAAAGAGCUGGGGCAGCAGAACUCUUGUUUGCAGAUAUCAUUUGAGACAAACACAUACUUAUAGUCACCCUUUAUUAAAGGGGGGAAAACGGGAAAAUCAUAGGACUGAAUUGGGGCUGUUGGUUCAUUCAAAGUGGGGACCAAUACCCAACCAAGCAAGGAAAUUCAGUCCAGUCAUGUGGGGAUCUUCUGUUAAAUGACUGCGCAAAGUGCAGUUGAGGAUACCACGGGGAUGUAAUUUUUUUUUUUUUUGUUAAACCUUCAAUAGAGAAUUGUUGAGGGGAAAACAAAUAUACUGUCAUUGUUUCAUGUUUUGGGGGUGGGAAAGGGGUUUCAUUCGCACAAGUGUGGAAGCAUUUGGAAAUGUAUACUUCUGUACUAUUCUGUUAAUUGUUGUGAAAAAGAAAAGGAAAAGGGAAAAAAAGAAAGAAGAAAGCAAUGGAAAAUGAACAGUGUGAGACAAUUGUGUAUGCAUGAGUACAUUUAAUUAUUCAUCCAAAAGGGAAAGAUGAAAUGUUUGCAA